GCGCCGUGGACGGCACCCGCAGCGAGGCGGGCCGCAGGAGUCGCCCGCGCGCGCGCCGGCCUGAGCACGCGUGGGGAAGGGACACCCUGCGCGCAGAUCCGCGCGAAGAUCCGCCAGUGGAGCGCCCUCUGCGCAGACGGCACCACCGGCGGAGGCGGCCCGAGCAGGAUCUCGGCAGCGGGGGCCAUCGACGGGGCGGCGGGAGCGGACGUCGGCGACGGCAGCGGCCAGGCGGACCGCAUCGGCGGCCCCGCGCGCGCGGCUCGGCGGAGGGCCCUCCCACCUCAGGGCGCCGCGGGCGCGCCCGACUCUGCGGGCGAUGCCCGAAAGGCACCUGUACAUCACCCCGUGCCUGGCCAGGGCCAUCCAGGACCCUGGCAUGGCGUGGCGCGGCCCUCGGUCGACUACACGCAAGGAAGACCCUGGGUAAGCGU
Molecule: messenger RNA, 434 nt
Organism: Prorocentrum cordatum
Lineage: Eukaryota; Dinophyceae; Prorocentrales; Prorocentraceae
Source: the annotation of a GenBank genome assembly